Messenger RNA from Sphaeramia orbicularis (orbiculate cardinalfish), 2314 nucleotides. RefSeq names its product stabilizer of axonemal microtubules 4 (gene saxo4). The record is from RefSeq and is a predicted model, not a curated record. The coding region runs from base 534 to 1487 and encodes 317 amino acids. The transcript has 11 exons. Gene Ontology annotation, molecular function: phosphatase binding. Lineage: Eukaryota; Metazoa; Chordata; Actinopteri; Kurtiformes; Apogonidae.
AGACAAAGCACAGGCCUGAGAUGCAGUUAAAACAUUAACCGGUGUUCAGUGUAAGGCUAUUUUUCAUUAGAGUCAUUGUUCGGCUGUAAUGCUCUGCCCUGGUGCUGAAUCUCCUAGCAACAGUCACCUGUUUACCAAUGAAAACACUGCAAGAUGGAGAGAAAGGUGAACAAACAAUCUGGAGUUGCAGGUGCAUUUGGAGAGUAAGUGAAGCGUCUGCUGUGGGAGCUUUCUCGAUUAAUUUACAUCAACUAUAAAUAAAAAUAGCUAUAAAUGUAAGGCAGUGUUACUCAGAGCGUUUCUUUCCACUCAAAUAGCAUUUGAUAAAGGGAGCAUUCUUUUCGCUUAUCUUAUUAUUUUUUUUUCCCAAAGACUGUAAUCACUUUUUCAAAAAGCAAUACUGUCACAGCUAAAACAAAAGAGUUACACCUUGUUUGUUGCUUUUAUUUGUGGUUACAGCACAGUCCACAUGCCCUACGGAUUUUGCUAUCCAUCACUGUUGUCACUGAAGGUUUCCAUUACAGCAGUCACAGAUGGCUGAGCAGGGGAGGAUAGUCAUGCCAAUUGUUGGAGCAACAGGCAACAGGGGACGACUAACCAGCAACACACUCAAACUCCACAACAUUUGCAAGAUGAGAUUAACUCCUCCACUCCAUCCCUCCAAGUCAGGCUUUACGUCAAACCAACGACCUGUUUUAAGUUACCGACCCAGUUUGGACCUCAUUGACAACCCUCACUUUGGACUCCUGUUAUCUGACAGUUACAUGUCUCAGACCAAACUGCAUUACAGGCCUCAGAUCCAUUCUGAUGGCUCAGAAUAUUUAGCAAAGGUCAAUAACAAACCCACAGUGAGUGGCUUCCAUCAAUCAGGGACUCACCCAAAAGCAGCAUCUUUGGAGGAGAAGACAGAACACCAAAGAGUAUUCAUUCCACAUCCUCUCACCCCAACAGUGUCUCACCAGAACCAUGUGACUCUGGGUCCAAAACAAGAAACGGGCUUUACUAAGGAAAAAGAUCGUCAGUUUUACACUUUUCUGGAUAAAACAAGCAGCAUGGUGGAACCUCCCUGCACUCAGGACUCAGUAAUGAAAAGUCACUUCUUGCCUCCAUCGUCUCGUCAGGGAACUGUGGUGAUACCAAGUGUGCGAGGCCAUUCGUGUCGAGAAACAGGAUUCUCCCGCUCCACUGCUCCUUUGGCCUGUCCGACCUCGCCCCUGCCCUCACCAUGGACUAAAACUGCUGCACCAACUCUGAGGACCACUGGGAAAAAGGAGCCCUCGGGGUUUCUUCAUAAUGCUCCAAACAAUAUUUUUCCUGUUACACCUUUUGGAUCUUCACACUUUUUUACCCAUUAUCAGAACACGUUUAGCCCUCAUGUUGACCUCAGACAGUUAAGAUCCAGCUACACUGGUGCAGGGAUUAUCAGCGCUAAAAUGGAUAACAGCUACAAUCGUCGAGACAUGGACAGGUUUAUUUUCAGGGAAUAAACCUUCACAUACCCACAGAAUAAUGAUGCUUGCAUGGUUCCUCUACAAAAAUAAACUCUGCAGUUUCUUGCCACCACAUUAGUUUUGGUAUUUCCUUUCUUGUAGAACAGACAGCCAUUUUUAGGAGAACAAAACUGUGGAAGUGUUAGUCAGAAGUGUUGCAGUAUUAUAUCCUUAUAAUCUGCAAAAGCUUCAUCGCACUGUUGUCUGUUGCUUUACAAAAAGCCUGUCAAAAAGAGGCUAAUUUUCAGCUCUUUGUGAAGUCUUUUUUGUUUGAGAUGAAAAGCUGCCAGUCAGACGGCAAGUUGUGUGAAAGCCAAAGAGGGAGUGAAGAAGAUGAUGCAUCGUUUUCAACCUACAGCUUCACUGUCACUGACCUACAGAGAAUGAGAGGAGUGUAAACUAAUGAACAAAAAAAUUAUACUCAGACAGAGUGUGGCACCCGUUCCCAUGGACAUCUGUGGUGUGUCACACUGUUCUGCCACCCACAGCUGCUGAAUGAUGGGCAGAGCACACACUAAGGAGGAUCCUGUUUCCACUGGCUUCACUUUGUGUCAUAUAGUUCCAGGCAGAGGAGUUCUCAGAGGUUUAACAUACUCAAUAUGUUAAACACACAGACUACAUGUAUGUCAAAACAAGAGAUCCAUAAAACCAGAAUGCCUCUGAAGAUUGACUGUUGUUUGCAAAGUCUAGCAAAUAAAUCAUUUUUGUUUAUCCACCUAUGCUUUAAGCUUCCUGAUGUCAACAUUUCUUUUUCUUUUUCAAUAUUAUCUUAGAGUAAGUAAGUAAAACUAAAGCAUAUAAUUGGAAAUACACGAUAAUCAACA